AAGCACCGGCUGAAACUUGUCCGAUUGUCAGCUGAUGUUGUUAAGCCUAAUGUCCCCACCUCCCUCCAAAACCCCUCUAUUUAUUCCCAUCAAAAGUUCUCUUCAUUUCCUCACAGCUCCUUUCCAAACUCAUCAUCAUCAUUAUCAUCAUCAUCUUCUUUGAAAUUCAAAAUGGCACUUAUAGGGAUUGUAUUAGCAGCCUUCAUCUCCAUGGUGUGGUGUGUUGAUGGGUAUUAUUUGGGUUGGACUAAUGCUCAUGCCACCUUCUAUGGAGGAGGUGAUGCUUCCGGCACAAUGGGGGGGGCUUGUGGGUAUGGGAACUUGUACAGCCAAGGGUAUGGAACAAACACAGCAGCAUUGAGCACAGCAAUGUUCAACAAUGGCUUGAGCUGUGGAGCUUGUUAUCAGAUUAGGUGUGUGAAUGAUCCACAGUGGUGCCUGCCCGGCACCAUUACGGUCACUGCCACCAACUUCUGCCCGCCGGGCGGUUGGUGUGACCCUCCCAACCUCCACUUUGAUCUCUCUCAGCCUGUUUUCCUUCACAUUGCUCAAUACCGAGCUGGAAUUGUCCCUGUGGCUUUCAGAAGGGUACCCUGCAGGAGAAGGGGAGGAAUCAGGUUCACCAUCAAUGGCCACUCCUACUUCAACCUUGUACUUAUUACCAAUGUCGGUGGUGCUGGAGAUGUGCAUGCUGUGUACAUCAAGGGCUCAAGAACUGGCUGGCAAGCCAUGUCAAGAAACUGGGGCCAGAACUGGCAGAGCAACUCUUACCUCAACGGCCAAAGCCUCUCUUUUAAGGUAGUAACAAGCGAUGGCCGAUAUGUUGUCUCCUAUAACGUUGCCUCUCCCAGCUGGUCCUUCGGCCAGACAUUUUCCGGACGCCAGUUUCGCUAGACAUUCCCCGUGUGUGUGUGUGUGUGGAUAAGAGCUAUAGGGUAGUUAUUAUGUUUAUGACCUUACAAUGGCCACUUUUCAUGUGUGAUAGAGAGAGAGAGAGAGAGAGAGACAGAAGUUCUACGUUUCAAAAGAUCUUCUGUCUUUAAAUUUUUCUACGAAAGUCCCAAAAUAUUUACAAUCGUGUGAGAAUCUUGAGGAAUGAGAAUUUCGAAACGUAAUUCGGUUGUGAGUGUUUAGAACAAGGGGAACUGAGGAAUUUGGAAUGAGGAAUCAUGUGCCCAAAUAAAGAUAGUUUUGGAGGUGGUGAAAAUUUACUACACUGCCACUACAUUAAAUUUAUUAUAUGUCGUUGAGAAGCUCCAUUAGUAAGCCAUUUUACUUUCUAAUAUGAGGUAAGUGUAAAUUGUAAUCAGCUUAAGCUGAAUAUACAUAUAUAUAGUCCCUGUUGGUUUAAGCUAUUGUGAGAAUUUGAAUUAUAAAUCUCCAGCUUGUCUGGUCAUAUGUAUUUUGUAAUAAAUGGAACAACAUUUCUCCAUGUGCCAAUGCACUUUUGCGUUCCACUUUUUUGAGUUAA
This is a messenger RNA of Camellia sinensis, 1471 nucleotides long. Lineage: Eukaryota; Viridiplantae; Streptophyta; Magnoliopsida; Ericales; Theaceae. The record is from RefSeq and is a predicted model, not a curated record.